This is a messenger RNA of Rhizophagus irregularis DAOM 181602=DAOM 197198, 1079 nucleotides long. The record is from RefSeq and is a predicted model, not a curated record. NCBI's taxonomy places the organism in Eukaryota, Fungi, Glomeromycota, Glomeromycetes, Glomerales, Glomeraceae.
AAAAGAAUUGUCUAAAUAUCCGGGUGUUUGAUCAUUGGUCAGAUGAUACGCGUCAGGAUGCGUGGUUCACUGCCUCCUCUAUACAUACCGUUCUUGAAAAUCUUGAACCAAAACCUAAAUGGAUAUCAAUUUUGUCUGAUAAUGGAAUGCAUUAUCAUUGUACAGAAUUGAUGCUUAUUAUAGGUCACUUGAAAGAAUGGUAUGAUGUUAUUCCACGACAAUGGCUCUUUUUGGAGGCAGGGGAGGCCAAAACGGCAAUUGAUUCCCAUCACGCCCAAAUUGUACAAGCAAUAAAACGGUAUAUUAAACUGGGAUUUGAGGUGGAGAAUGGAGAAGAUAUUGAGAAUGCCAUUCGGGAUAUUGCAGGUACACAUGUGGCAAAUUUGAAUCCAGAUCGAAAUACAGAUAAAGAAAAAUUAGGCACCAUAACAGGAAUUUCAAAUUUUCAAGAGUGGACUUGGCCCCAAGAGGACGAAAAAAAUGGAUAUAUUUAUGCUCGUGCUCUAGCAGGGAUUGGUAACUGGAAGGAAUAUUCACCUGAUAAAAUAGAGAAAGUUAUGAAAAAACGAAAAUUUCAAAGGCCAGAUCCAAGUUAUACUCAACAUACAGAACCAAGUAAACUAUGGACUAUGCCAAUUGUAGAUAAACCCGUAUGUAUAAAUAUCCCAUAUAAUAGUGAUAUAAUUGCCUAUUCUGUCCUAAUAUCAAUAAUAUUGUCAGGAUACAACGAUAGUUGAUAUGAAUAACCAAGGAGGCGUUAAUCAUGAACCUGUUCAAUAUAGCUCACAAAGUCAUAGGUUUUUUUUCUCGGGUUGGGCUUUAAAAGAAAAUGAGAAAACUAAGUCGCGUGAGCCAGCAAAAAGAAUGACCGCAGAAGUCAAACGAUUAUUAGAAAUAAUGUUUCAUACAGGAACGGCAAAUCCGCGCCAAAAAAUGAAUGCACAACAAAUGCAUGAGGAAUUAUUGCAGCGAGUACAUCAAGGUGAAUUAUGUGAAGAAGACGUGCCUGAAGUCUCAACAAUCCAAAAUUGGAUUUCAGGCUUUUCACGAAGGUGGAAAGAGGCAAUGGCACUUCGUUC